Messenger RNA from Synchiropus splendidus (mandarinfish), 5725 nucleotides. It is a transcript of the gene ltn1, whose product is annotated as listerin E3 ubiquitin protein ligase 1. Bases 126 to 5396 code for a protein of 1756 amino acids. Gene Ontology annotation, molecular function: ubiquitin protein ligase activity; ribosomal large subunit binding; zinc ion binding. The transcript is spliced from 32 exons. The record is from RefSeq and is a predicted model, not a curated record. NCBI's taxonomy places the organism in Eukaryota, Metazoa, Chordata, Actinopteri, Syngnathiformes, Callionymidae. Gene Ontology annotation, biological process: ribosome-associated ubiquitin-dependent protein catabolic process; rescue of stalled cytosolic ribosome. Gene Ontology annotation, cellular component: cytosol; RQC complex.
AUGUUGUGAAUCGUGUUCCCGUUUCCGUAUGCCAAGAUCACUUCCGGGUAGUCUUCGGUCCAAGAGUGACUCAACGCGCCGAACCGCAGGCACUUCUUCAAGGGUUCACAUGUUUGGACACGGUCAUGGGGGGCAAGAAUAAGCAGCGAACAAAGGGAAAUGUCCGGCCUUCCAGUAGCGGCCGGGCUGCCGAGGUGUUGACCCGGGAGGGAGGCGUCAUACCCGGGUUCGUGGGCUUUGACACGUCACUCACCGCUGACCUGAGCUAUGUUCCCGCCGUCCACGGAGCCGAGGAGAUUGACAACCUGGUGGAUGCUGACUUCAGGCUCGUGCUGAGGAAGCUGUCCAAGAGGGACGUCGUGACGAGGCUGAAAGCGGUGCAAGACUUUGGCUCCAUGUGUCAGGAGCGGAGCACUGAAGACGUGAAAGGUGUGCUGCCGUACUGGCCCAGAAUUUACUGCAAGAUAUGCGUGGACCACGACCGACGAAUCCGAGAGUCCACCCAGCUGGCCUUCGAGCAGCUGGUGCUUAAAGUGCGCCGCAGCUUGGCUCCCUUCUUGAAGAGCUUGAUGGGCCACUGGAUCCUGUCCCAGUGUGACACUUACACACCUGCAGCCUCCGCCGCCUGCCAGGCCUUUCAGGCUGCCUUCUCACCUGCCAAACAGCCUGAGGCUCUUAGUUUCUGCAAGGAUGAGAUCCUCACCGUUCUCCAAGACAUUUUACUGAAGGACACUGCAGACACGCUGAGUGAUGCACAAAGUGUGACGGAGGAGGAGAGAGAAGCUAAGUACGUCCGCAUGCUCACCAGCUCGCUGCUCGGGGUGAAGAGGCUGCUGUCCCUGCUGCCCCAAAGCGACUGCGUGGCCUUGGAGCCCAGGCUUUCGCAGCUUGUCACUGCAGCAAAGUUCUGGAAAUUCGGCAAACACAGAGCAGCACAGGUGAAAGGAGCUUUCUUUGAGAUGCUGUGUUCCCUGUGUGAGCUGACUCCUGCGCUGAUGCAGGCGGAGGCGGCUCGCCUCUGCCCAGCCGUCCUUCUCAGCAUCGAUGACACCGACCCUCUCGUGCUGCCUUCAGUCUGGGAAGCGGUUCUUCAUGUUGUCUCCACGAUUCCUGACUGUUGGACUCACGUUCAUGCCAGGAAAGGCUUCCUGCCCAAACUCUGGACCCUUCUGAGAGAAGGGGGCAAAGGCAUGGCAAAGUCCCUCCACCCCAAUUUGAUGCCACUGCUCAGUAAGCUGCCUCCUGAAGUCACUGACCCAGCCUUGGACUUCUUCUCCUCCUUCUUCUCUGCACUCUUAGAUGGUCUGUGCGGUGAGCGUGCAGUGUCAAGUCCAUCGGAGAGCGCUGUCAUCGUGACCUCAGCUGUCGAGUGCUUGAGGUACACCAUGUUGCAGCACACAGAGCAAGAGGAGGCUCAAGGGAAGAUCCGCUCCAUGCUGGUCUCCCAGCAGUUGCUGCCCCUGCUGGAGCGAGCUCUGGCCAGUCCACCUCUGCAGAACGGCCCUCUCUUCCUCUUAGUCACAGAAAUGCUGGUGUCAUGGGAGAAGAGGGCGACCGCUCCCAGCGACGGCGCCGACGUGUUUCAAGGACUCGUGACGGACUUCUGGUCUGAGCUCGGUGAUCUGUGUGUGCGCUACACAGACAAGGAGCGACCGGAUCAGCAGGCUUUGGAAGGCAUUUCCACCUUGUUGCAGGUGAUGCGCUACCCUGAAAGAGUGAGCAGCAAGAGCAUGCAGAAGAAGAAGUCUGUCAAAAUCUCUUUGUCAGAGGACGAGAAAAGUGACAUUGAGAAGGACCUGGCUGGGAAACCUGUGGAGGCGGUGUCGGAGCUUGUGAAGGAAAUGGCUCUUGAAUCCCCACAGACGCAGCAUUUGGAGGACACCGUCUGCCAGCUGGCCCAGCUGUGCCUGGUGCAUGUGGAUGAGAGAAACUCAGAGCCACAUCUCCUCUUCCUGUCCCUUCUCCUGCGCUCCUUCCACACACCAAAGGUCUUCAGUACCUUGCAACAGGAGGGCGACAUAGUGGGUUGCGAGAAGAGGGCAGAGGUCAGUCCUGACAAUCCGGCUGUCCGGUUCCUGCUGGAGCGAGUGGUGGUGUGGCUUGCUGAGCAGAAGAACAAAGACACCCAACACUUGGUUGAGAUGAUCUUCAGCUCUCUGCACUGUUGCAGCCAACAGGAGACCACGCGCAUCCUUAACCACAUUACCAUGAUGGGUUUAGACUGGUCGGUUGUUCUGCUUCUCAUCCAGAAGGCUUGUGUUGACCCGGAGACCCAUAUGAGCUGCAGGGACUGGCUCAAGGGUUCAGUUCUUGGGGAACAACUGUUGGACUUAACAGAGGAGCUCUGCAAGAUGGAACGUCCUUCUGCAUCCUCCAGCAGCUGGACUCUGAUCAGCCUGGUGCUGUCUCAGCAUCACAACAACGAACCCCUCGUCGGCGAGGUCUACUUGGAGAAGAUCUUGGAGAAGCUCCACGCCACUUUGUCAGAGACCAAGAGUCUGUCAGACGCCGGAAACAUGGAUCCACUGGUCUCCUUCAUCUGCGACGUGGCUUCCACCUUCUUCAUGUCGGUACGCGAUUGUCUCCUGCUGCUCUCGGCCGAGGAACUUCUGUUCACAGUUUUCCAGCUCACGGCUCAGGAUCAAAAGCACACGUGCCUGUCAGACUCACUUUUGGAGAAGUUAAGGAAAGUGUGCACUGCUGGAGUUCGAUCGCUGGUCCAGCACUCUCAAUAUGAGGUGAAGGCCGACGGGUUCCUGCCAAGUGCAGCGCAGUGGGUCAGGAACCAGCUGCUCUCCACCCCUCUUGACAGCAGAAGUUUACAGGUGUUGGUGCUGGCUGUGCAAGACCUCGUGGAGACUCUGGUCUCCGUGUGUGACCACGGAUCCCCCUCUCUGGUCCAGUUUGUCUCUCAGUUGAUUCCCAGCCGACCGGGAUGGGACCAGAUCAGGGAGGCCUUGCCCCCUCAGUGGAUCAAGUCCAGCUUACUGUCGGGCCACUACCGAGGAGCCGUUGAGAAGUCCUCCAUGGACAUGUGGGCGAGUAACGCGUCCAACACAUUACCAGCUCACCUUUGUACCAGUGCCCUGUUGGGCCGAGUCAUCCAGACCGUGGCUGCCCCACCCUGUGACCACCACAAGAAACAAGAUGGUUCCUCAGAAUAUCCAGACCUCAAGGACGCAGCUGCAGAGCUGCUCUUGUCUGCCCAGUGGUGUAAAGAAGUGGAGCUCAAGGCGACAACAGUGUUCAGCCACCUCAGCCUGGGGGCUGACUGGGGCCGAGCCGAGGGACUCCAGAAGCUUGUCCCGCUCAACGACCUGCUGCAAACACUCUACACCAGAUCGGCAGAGGAGGGCGGACUGUGGUCUUUGACUCUGGAAACCUUCAUCCGUUCCAACAACCUGCCGGCCUCUCACAGGUCAAACCUAAGGAACCUCUACGGACCCGUCGACAGUUUGAUGCCGUUGUCUGGAAGCAAACUGAGCACGCUCCAGGUGCUUUGUCCUUUCCUGAGCAAAGAUGAGAGGGAGACUUUGGUCACACUGGCCACUGCGGGGAUUGUCAACUGGCAGGAGAACCACGACGCUCACGGCUGCCUCUCAGUUCUGCUGCUGUGUCUGGAAGCCAACACUCAAGUGGAGGAGGCGGUUUUGCUGGCUCUUCUGGCCACAAUGAUGGAGUGGAGGAACAGCAAGGAGGAGUGGUUCCUCUUUGGCGGGGACCUGUCUGAGGCUGGCGCCCAGCAGUUGAGUCUCAUCGUGGAGAUGAUGCGUUUCCUGUCCUGGCUGGUGACUCACAGAGCCGCCGUCCUCGGAAGUGCUCAGUGGGACUUCUUACUCUGCUCCCUGCUGGCUUGGCUGGAGGUGGCCAGCGACAACGUGGGUGCUCUGUGGAACCCCUGGGUGCAGCUGGUCCUGUGUGAGAACGCGGCCAUGAUCGUGACCUUGAGCCAGUUCUUCACGUCGCCUCCACCAGAGCUGCUGGAGAGGUUGCCACCGGGACUGGCCGGCGAAUGGACGGACUUCUUCCUGGAGGGGAUUUCCAGUCUGUUGCUGCCCCUGCCGGUCAGGAUCACAGAAGCCUUCAAAGAACCGGAUGAGGCGCUGUUUCCUGCGGCGCCGCUGCGCUCGGUCAGCGCAGCCCUGGCGCACGUGCCGCUCCAGCAGCUGAGGCAGAACUCGCUCCCGCCGCGAUUCGUGGCCGACCAGAUGACCAACCUGCCCGAGCCUCUUCAGACCCUCCUCAACACCUUCUGUCCUCUGCUGCUCUUCAAGAGCCGAGCGCUGCAGGUGGCCGUCUAUCACCUGCUGGGGAGGGUGAUGCCGCAGCUGCCGGAGUGCGACGGGGAAGCAGAGGGCGCCAAGCCCGACGACGACGGCGCGGGCGACCAGAGCCUGUCUCCUCCUGCGGCGCUGAUGAGCGUCCUGUCCACCUGCGAGGACCUGUGCCAGAGCAUCCUGGCCGACCUGCCAGUCGGGGAGUUCGCCGUGGUGCACCCUCUCAGUGUGGAGUACUCGUGCAACCUGGGAUACCUGCUGUCCUGGAGGCUGCUCCUCACCUUCUUCAAGUCCUCGCCGUCCCAUCUGCGAGCCCAUUACUCCCAGCACCUGAAGAGGAGCGGCUCGCUGAACAAGCUCCUGCACCACCUCUUCAGACUGAUGCCAGAGAACCCCACUGUCCCGGGACAAGGACCUGAGACCAAAGAGCCCAAAACGUUCUUCACUGAGCCCCUGGUUCUGGAGGUGGACGAGAGGGCGGGUGUGCAGUGGGAGCUCCCCCACCUGGCCUGCAGCGUGUACUACAGCGCGCUGCAGCACCUGCCUGCCAUGGUGCGCCUGUGGUGGAACAGCCAGGAGAAGCGCGUGAGCGCGGCGGCCGACAAGUUCACCAUGAAGCACGUCAGCCCGCUGCUCUCGGGCCAGGAGAUCUCGUCGGUCCACAGCAGCACCCAGAUGUUCCAGAACAUGACGGUGAAGGCUCGCUCGGCCGCGCGGGAGGUCAUCGCCACCUACUCCGUGGACGACAUCUUCAUCGAGCUGGUGAUUCAGCUGCCGCAGAACCACCCGCUGGGCUCCAUCACGGUGGAGAGCGGCAGGCGAGUGGGCGUGGCCGUGCAGCAGUGGAGGCACUGGAUGCUGCAGCUCAGCACCUACCUGACGCACCAGAACGGCAGCAUCAUGGAGGGUCUGGCUCUGUGGAAGAACAACGUGGACAAGAGGUUCGAGGGCAUCGAGGACUGCAUGAUCUGCUUCUCCGUCAUCCACGGCUCCAACUACUCGCUGCCCAAAAAAGCCUGUCGCACCUGCAAGAAGAAAUUCCACUCGGCGUGUCUGUACAAGUGGUUCACUUCCAGCAACAAGUCCACCUGCCCGCUCUGCCGCGAGACGUUCUUCUGAGCCGCGGCUCGCAUGACGCGCGGCGAUGGUUCCGCCACCUCUGAGUUUAGGUUUUAAUCACAAAGGACCUGGAUUCAGGUGGAUAUUUCAGCCUGGACUUGGAUGGAAGGUUCCACGUGUUCUGAACCUGUUCACCAUUGUUUCCUGCAUUUCACAUGUCUUAAGGAUGAAAGUUGUUUUAAUGGUUCCUAAUAUUUAGGAGAAACUGAGCAGAGUUUGGACACGAGUGGAGAGAGCAGGGUGGUGUCUUCCCUCAGUGCCGCUGGACACACGCUUGGCCUUGAAUAAAAGACAAUGGAUGAAGACACUCGCCUGUUUUUGUCUGCAGU